GCGCGCAGCCUCGGCCUUUUCCGCUCGUGCUUCGGCACCGCUCGGCUCCCUUCCCGCCCCUCGCUCCCUCCCUCCCUCCCUCCCUAUUCUCCCUCCCUCCUGUCCUGGGAUUGCCUGGAGCUCCGCACCGCGAGUUUGCUGCGGCACUUUCCGCGCGGCGGAAGAACGCGCGCCAGCUUCGGCACACCUGGGCGCCUGAUCCUAGCCCCACGCCUCAUCCCUUACAAGCUCCUCCGAGCCCCGCCGGCUGGUGGGGGAGCGGCCGCCGUCCCUCUCCUGGAGGUCGUCUCCUGGCAUCCUCGGGGCCGCAGGAAGGAAGAGGAAGCAGCGGCGGGAGCCCGGCCUGAGGUGAGAGCCCGACCGGCCCCUUUGGGAAUAUGGCGACCGGUGGCUACCGGACCAGCAGCGGCCUCGGCGGCAGCACCACAGACUUCCUGGAGGAGUGGAAGGCGAAACGCGAGAAGAUGCGCGCCAAGCAGAAUCCCCCGGGCCCGGCCCCCCCAGGAGGGGGCAGCAGCGACGCCGCUGGGAAGCCCCCCGCGGGCGUUCUGGGCACUUCGGCGGCCGCCGCUGCCAACGAGCUCAACAACAACCUCCCGGGCGGCGCGCCGGCCGCACCUGCCGUCCCCGGUCCCGGGGGCGUGAACUGCGCGGUCGGCUCCGCCAUGCUGACCCGGGCGGCCCCCGGCCCGCGGCGGUCGGAGGACGAGCCCCCAGCCGCCUCUGCGUCGGCUGCACCGCCGCCCAGGCGUGACGAGGAGGAGCCGGACGGCGUCCCGGAGAAGGGCAAGAGCUCGGGCCCCAGUGCCAGGAAGGGCAAGGGGCAGAUCGAGAAGAGGAAGCUGCGGGAGAAGCGGCGCUCCACCGGCGUGGUUAACAUCCCUGCCGCAGAGUGCUUAGAUGAGUACGAAGAUGAUGAAGCAGGGCAGAAAGAGCGGAAACGAGAAGAUGCAGUUACACAACAGAACACUAUGCAGAAUGAAGCUGUAAACUUACUAGAUACAGGCAGUUCCUAUCUACUACAGGAGCCACCUAGAACAGUUUCAGGCAGAUAUAAAAGCCCAACCAGUGUUUCUGAAGAAGAUGUCUCAAGUAGAUAUUCUCGAACAGAUAGAAGUGGGUUCCCUAGAUAUAACAGGGAUGCAAAUGUUUCAGGUACUCUGGUUUCAAGUAGCACACUGGAAAAGAAAAUCGAAGAUCUUGAAAAGGAAGUAGUAAGAGAAAGACAAGAAAACCUAAGACUUGUGAGAUUGAUGCAAGAUAAAGAGGAAAUGAUUGGAAAACUCAAAGAAGAAAUUGAUUUAUUAAAUAGAGACCUAGAUGACAUAGAAGAUGAAAAUGAACAGCUAAAGCAGGAAAAUAAAACUCUUUUGAAAGUUGUUGGUCAGCUGACCAGGUAGAAGAUUCAAGACUCAAUGUGGAAAAAAUAUUUUAAACUACUGAUUGAAUGUUAUGGUCAAUGCUAGCACAAUAUUCCUAUGCUGCAAUACAUUAAAAUAACUAAGCAUGUAUAUUUAUUUCUAGCAAACGUAUGUUUGUUUUCAAAAUACUUUUUCAUUAUUGGUUUUAAAAAAGCAUCAUCCUUUUAUCGCAAAUAAGUAAUAUCUUUCAGUUAUUAAAUGAUAGAUAAUGCCUUUUUGGUUUUGUGUGGUAUUCAGCUAAUACAUGGUUUAAAGUCACAGCCGUUUGAAUAUAUUUUAUCUUUGGUAGUACAUUUUCUCCCUUAGGAAUAUACAUAGUCUUUGUUUACAUGAGUUCAAAUACUUUUGGGAUGUUACCUACACAUGCCUUAUUACUGAUGUGUGCAACCUUUUAUGUGUUGAUGACUCACUCAUAAAGGUUUUUGUCUACUGUCAUUCUUUCCACUUAUUCUAAGCAUUUAGAGUAAUAGAGUCAUACUUUUGUAUAACAGCAACCUUUUAAAAAGAAAGCUCUUAUAAAGUCACUGUCAUGUUUUAGUUGACUAAAUUUAAGAGAAUACUUGAAUUGUGCUAUAGUAAAUAAAAAUUUACUAUUUUGUGUUUGAAUAUUGAAAAAUUGAAUCACUUUAACUCCUGAAAAACAUACAAUUGUAAUUUUAGUGUAAAAUUUCUUAAGUAGGUACUACCUUUUUUUAUCGUUCCAAGGUUUGCUAAUGAACACAGGAUUUUUAAAAGUUGUUUAUUCUUCAGGCCUGGAAAGUGUACAAAGUCAGUGUAGGAGAAAAAAUCCAUAUUUAUAUAUUAGCAUGCACACUAAAAACCAAAAUAUUAUUCAUACUUAAAACAUUCAUACAAAACAAUAUGUAAGCAGAAAUAGUACUAAAAUACUUUGCCUAAUUUCCAAGUUGAAGAAUAACACAGUGACACAGUUUUUUCAUAUGAGAGAAUAUUCUCCUAUUUCAAAUUUAAGGGAUUUUCUUCCUAACAUUGAAAUUUUAAAGACAGAAUUACUUCUAAAGAAUUAUACAAAUUUUCUCUUCUAUUAAAUAUUAUUUAGAAUUGUUUUUGUAUUACAUAUUCAUGUUAAGAACCCCAUCUUCCCUUAAAAUACAUUAACAUUAUGACAUUUUUGCUUUGUGAUUGAAUUUCAAAUAGCAGUAUGAUAUCCUUCUAUCUAGUUAAUAUAUGAAAGUGACUUGAAUAUAGUCAAAUCCAUUUUGGGUACUCUACUGACUUUUUCCUUCACUUGCCAAGCCCUUUUAUUAUUCACUGUUAGAAAAAUAGAGAAGGUGAGACAGCUGGGGGAAAAUGUGGAGUAAAUGAUAAGUAUCAAAUGUUGAAUUCUAAAAGUCUCUACAUUUACCUAGGUUGGCUUUCUCCCUUCCCCAAUUCAGAAGUUUCCAGCUUGGCCAAUCAUCAGAAUCACUUGAGGAACUCAGAAAGAACUCCCUGGCUGUAGCUCCGAUGUAGGUUUAGGUUGAGACUCUGGACUCCAGAAUUUUUAAAGGUUAUCAUCUGAGGUUUCCGAUCAUAGUCUACUUUUGAAGCAGCUGCUGCUGUUUCUUUAUUCCAUUGAAAACCUUGGAAUUGACAUAAUUUUAUCUAUCAGCAUUUCUCCCCUUUUAGUUUAUUUAAUAAUUAACCUGGUCUCCAGGGCAGUUUUCAUAUGACCAUGUGUAUAUUUACUGCUCACGAAAAAGUUUAAUGUUGGAUUACCAAAUUCAAUAUAGUUGCAGAAUUACUGCAUAAGGGCUUCCCUUCUUGGAGACUCUUACCCAGCAUAGGAAUAGUGAUCUGCCCACAUGACAGGGUGGUAUGCCAGGCAUAGUUAACUGCUUUUGGUUGUGAGGUACUCAUCUUCCUUUAGUUACCCUUAGUUAUGUGGCACACGUGUCCUUAUGGCCUAGUUCCUCAUCCACACUUUGGAUCUUAUGAAAAUGCUGUUAGUAUCCAACCUUAAAAUAUAUUAGUAUAUGGGUUUUUAUUAAAAGAAUUACUUUGAAUUUUCUAUUUAAUUUCAUAUGUAAAUAAAGGAACAUUUCAUUUCACUUAAAAAGAUUAUAUCAGUUUAGGCUGGGUGUGGUGGCUCAUGCCUGUAAUCCCAGCACUUUGGGAGGCCAAGGCGGGUGGAUUACCAGAGGUCAGGAGUUCGAGACCAGCUUGACCAACAUGGAGAAACCCCAUCUCUACUAAAAAUACAAAAUUAGCCAGAUGUGGUGGCGCAUGCCUGUAAUCCUGGCUACUCGGGAGGCUGAGGCAGGAGAAUCGCUUGAAAACCCAGGACGCAGAGGUUGCGGUGAGCUGAGAUUGCGCCAUUAUACUCCAGCCUAGGCAACAAGAGUGAAACUCUGUCUCAAAAAAAAAAAAAAUUAUUAAUACUUUUAAAGACUGAGCUGUUUAUGAAUUUUUUGGGGAACAUUUCUAGCAGUGAUUUUUUUGACCCUUUUAACAUAAUGAUAGUGUAAAGACAGGAGCCUUACAACUUAGGCAAAGCAUUUCACAUGCAGUCCUUCUUCCGUCUCCUUAAAAUAUGUGUUUAUUUUAUAUACAGACUUUUACACUAACCAUUGAAAAAUAAAGUAGGAUCUGCUACCAUUUCCCCUGAAAAUUUAUAAAAAGUGUUGAGAUUGGUAGAAGUUAGUUUUUAAGUACAUGUGCACUACCCUAAAAGACUUGUCUAUUGUCAAUAAAGUGUUAGUAUUUGUGAAAUUAUUAUUCCUGUUCAGAAAUACUAUUAAAUCUCCUGGGAAUUUGUGGCAUAAUAAAGCACAUUCAAAGUUCUAAUGUGUUUAUGAGCUCAUUUUCAAAAUAGUAAGUUUGUCAUCUUUAAAAUGAACAUGACUUGCUUCCUUGAUUUCUGAAAUGAAUUAAUUGAAGAUUGCUAUAGUAAUCUUUAUUUCAUCUUUCUAGAGUUGUUGGCAAUUUUAUUGUACAACAGUCACCAUUAGAGAAGGCGGGAAGGGCUUUUGGGUGUGUAUUUGUAGGUACUAAGGGAUUUACUAAAUAUAGUAGAUUAGCACUGUCACACUUGUUCAAGUAGUUUCAAACGUAGAAAAUUAAGUAUCAGGUAUAUGGAGCAAUGUAGUCUUUUUUUUUUCUUCAGUUUAAAAAAUUUUUAAUUGUAGUAGAAGCAAUGUAUUCUUAAGGUGAAAAACCUACCUCAGUUACAUGUGGUUUGUAUUUUUUGGAUUAAUCUGGAUUUUAUAAUUAGAAACAAAAACAUAAGAUUUUGAAUCCACUUAAUUUCUUGAAAAUAAUACAAGUCAGUGUAAUAGAGAAGCAUUCAUAUAUUCAACACUGUAAGACAAAACAGCAGAGACCUUGGAUUUGAUAAUUGAUCUGAUAUCCUGGACAGUAUUUAUAUGUACAGUGAUAUCUUUCUUUGGAGUUUUUGUUUUGUGCAUAUGUGUAUAGUUUUAUGGUUCUGAGUUGGUGACCAGUAAGUUCCAUGUAGUGCUGGCACUUAGUAACUAUUCAUGAUAUUGUUAAUAACUUGUUAUAGGAUUCAGGCAUAUAUUUUCAGCAUAAGAAGCCAAACACACCAGCUUGUCAUUGGCAGGAAUAUAUUAAGUGAGAAAAACAUUCAGGAAUCAGAACAUUAACAUGUUAAAAGUUAGUGCUAAACAUGGUCAUAUUGCGUCUGAACCUAUCCUAAUAUGUAACCAUAAAGCUUGACUUUUGCAUCAGAACUGUGCUUUCAUAAAUAAAGGAUAUCCCAUGGGAUUGUAAUUGUAAUCCCAAUUACAAUCUCUAAGAUUGUAAUUGAUAUUAUCUGAGAAGUAGUGUGAUACCUUUCUUUCGUCAUUACAUUAAGCUGAAAACAUAAUACUAAUAGACAACUAACAGUUCGCUUAUCAGGCACAUCAACUAAGGCACCUCCCCCCAUGCUAAGUUUCUCCUGGAUAUAUGGAAGUUGAUUGUUUCCCAGUUUAAAAACUUGAACUAAUAUUACCUAAGAAAACCUGAGCCCAUAUUGUUUUUAUUUUACUUAGCUAGAAUCUCAUAGCAUGUUAAAGUCAUAUCCUUAUCCCCACUAAAAAUAACUAUGUCUAUAUGAGAGGAAUAUUGUAUGUGGGAGCUGUAUUAAAUACUAUUAUAGGUGUUACAGAAUCUUUAAAUAAAUGGACACGGACCAACUUUCCAUCUAGUAGUGUACGAUCUAUAUAGUGCAUGUCAUUAGCACAAAAUGCAGUCUUAGUUAACAUUAGCCUGUCUAAUCUGAAUAGUUUACUCAAAAGUACUUCUUUGUGUUAAGUAUUCAGCCAUUGUUUUUAGAUCUAGUUAAUAGGUUCUAUUUAAUUUGCUGCAACAUUUACUGAAUGGUGGAGUGAAAAAACUGAUGCAUGUUGGGAAAUAUCUUACUAUUUUUAAAGAUAAUGUUAAUUAGGAAAAGAACACUUUUAAGGAAUUUAUAGCAGUGAUGAAAUGAAUUAAGUUAUAUCAGAUACACCAAACUGUUGAUGGUAUUUAAAUGUGACUUCAAGUUAGUAUUUCUGUAUAUAUUAUUGAUUACUGGUUUGUUUUUAGAUAUGUAAGUCUGUUCUAAUCUAGAGUUCACAUAUCGACAGUUUACUCUGGUAAUAAUAGAAUGUUAGUGAUGAUCACUUGGUAGAUGUUGAUUAAGAGCCUGUGUUUUGUUUCCUCCUCUGGAUACCAAAUAGGUGUAUGCUACUUUUUUGGUGAACUUAUUUCUUUGAAGAUUUGGCUAUGCUGUUCAGGAUUUUUGUUCUUAUGUUUUUCUUCUAAAUUUAAGUAGCAUCCUGCUGCUACCAUAUUAAAGCUAAAAUUUAACUUUUGUUGAAGAAUCAGCUAAUUCAGGUAAUCCAAAUAUUUGUGGAAAAACAUCUGGAUAAUUUAUUGAACACAUUAGUAUUGUGUAGACAGCUUUGAUCAUUCCCAUUGCAUAGGUUUUUAUUGUGGAAUAGUCAAUAUAGAUUCACUUUUAAUUUGCAUGUAUAAAGGAAUACUCAAUAAAAAUUUUUUCAUUUAUUUUUCAA
Symphalangus syndactylus (siamang) is the source of this 6418-nucleotide messenger RNA. RefSeq names its product pro-apoptotic WT1 regulator (gene PAWR). Lineage: Eukaryota; Metazoa; Chordata; Mammalia; Primates; Hylobatidae. The record is from RefSeq and is a predicted model, not a curated record. Gene Ontology annotation, cellular component: cytoplasm. Gene Ontology annotation, biological process: positive regulation of apoptotic process; apoptotic process.